Physcomitrium patens is the source of this 967-nucleotide messenger RNA. RefSeq names its product large ribosomal subunit protein eL13y. Gene Ontology annotation, molecular function: RNA binding; structural constituent of ribosome. Gene Ontology annotation, cellular component: ribosome; cytosolic large ribosomal subunit. The record is from RefSeq and is a predicted model, not a curated record. Gene Ontology annotation, biological process: translation. Lineage: Eukaryota; Viridiplantae; Streptophyta; Bryopsida; Funariales; Funariaceae.
AUCGGACUCAAUCGAAGCCGUCCAUGUUAGGGUUUGGAGCUCUAAGACCAUGGUCUGUUGCGUCAAUCUCUCUUUCACGGCCUCUAUUGCCAGCUUCGUGCCCCUCGACCUCGUGCUUCUCGGAGGACCAGAAUCAUGGUGAAGCAUAACAAUGUCAUCCCCAACGGUCACUUCAAGAAGGACUGGCAGAACUAUGUGAGGACCUGGUUCAACCAGCCCGCACGCAAGAAGAGAAGAAGAACGGCCCGCCAGAGGAAAGCCGUUGCCGUCUUUCCCCGACCAACUGCUGGACCUUUACGUCCCGUGGUGCACUCUCAAACCUUGAGGUAUAACGCCAAGAUUCGUGCUGGACGCGGUUUUACUUUGGAGGAGUUGAAGGCUGCUGGAAUCCCCAAGAAACUUGCCCCUACAAUUGGUAUUGCUGUUGAUCACAGACGCAAGAACCGAUGCUUGGAGAGCCUUCAGGAGAAUGUGAACCGGCUGAACAUGUACAGGGCUAAGCUGGUGGUUUUCCCAAGGCGCUCGAAGAAGACUAAGGCCGGAGAUGCAUCUGCCGAAGAGUUGUCUAGCGUGACUCAGGUCACUGGUGAUGUUUUGCCGAUUGUGAAGUCAAGGCCGUCGGCUGAGAUUGUGUCCAUCACUGAUGAGAUGAAGGCACAAAUGGGAUACUACAAGCUGCGACAGGAAAGGAUGAACGAGAGGUUGGUUGGUGUCCGGAAGAAGAAGGCCGAGCAGGCUGAGAAGGAGGAGAAGAAGUAAUCUUCUAGCUGUAUGAGAAGCAUUUGUCCCUUAUCUUGUGUUCCGUGCUAGUUCAUUGCACUAUAAUCCACGCUGAGUUGCGAAUGAGUGAAUACCAUGGGCACAUUCUCUUCUAUUUAUUGAUAGUCCACUCAUAAUCUUAUAUGGCCUGUCCUGUUUAUAAUAUUUGUAACUGGGUUUGCUCUGAAUGGCCAACCUGAGGAAUGUA